AAUGACUGAAAUGAAAUUUAUCUUACAGGUAUCUAUUAAAAAUUUAUUUUUUCACGAAAUAAAUCUACCUAAACUCCAUGGCCCACCAACCAUCUCCAUUCCUUCGUUCCUCUUUCUCUCUUCCUUCCCCCUCUUCUUCUCUUCCUUUAGGGGUUAGGUCAUACCGGGGGGCUUUCUGAGGCCAUUUCAAAGCCUGACUAAGGUCCAACCGAGUCCAACCAUCAAUAUGUAUUUGUAUUCGAAUGACAAUAUAAACACUAUUAUAGCUUUAAAAUAUUCAUUUGCUUACUUAUUAUGUACCAUCUUCCAUACAAUUUUACAAUCAUCAAUAUGUAUUUGUAUUCGAAUUUUCGUGUUUUACUACAGAGGAAUAUUACUAACUAGUAGUUUGGAAAGUAUGUAAUUAGCGUUAUCACACCAAGAGUUUUGUAAAGUAGUUAAUAUUUAAUGUUAUGUCCACAAUCCACAUACAUGAACAAACUGAGAAGGAUAGGCUAACCGAAGGAAAAUGAACCUACCUGUCGUGCGUUUAUUUCUCUGUUUGCUAGUCUAUUAAUAAUGUAUGAGUUGACGGCGGCCAUUCAUUUGGGAAUCUUAAAUUCUCAAGCAUUAUUGCAUGCAUAGCAAAACGGUAUCUAAGUGGGAUCACUCAUAGCGUUAAAUUAUGUUUAAAUGUAGACCUGUCAUAUAUAGAACAUUAUCGUAAAACAGAUAUGAAGCAAGACAACUCGAUCGUUGAACGUAUACGAAGUGUGAUAUCAAUGUGACGUCUCAAUCGAAAGAUGGUCAAGUACGUGGGGCAUGAACUUUUUUUGUCCAGACUUCCGAGUUUUUUUAACGAUGCUACGACUCGGGCGAGAGCCGUCGGAAAAAAUGACCGCCGGGCAUUGCAAUGUCAUAGAGAUGCGACAUUACAACUUGGUGAUAAAGACGGCAGCAUUAGAUGCUAAUUAAUUAAUAACGUGAUGUAAUGGAGAGGGAGAGAUUAGACGGCGCAAUGAUUAUCGACACAGCUAGCACCGGCGCUGUACUCUACUUCGAGCAAAGAAAUAAGAUGUGGUACUGGUGGAAGAAGAAGAAAGAGAUGGAUGUGAAUCAAUGAAGUGAUGUGUGCAACUAUUACGUCUCGUUUGGAAGUUGCGAUUGUUUUGUUGAGAUUGUCAUUAUGCAUGUAUUGUUUAUAAGGCAUCGUUUUUUUGUUUUUUUAGCUGAAAGCCUGAAACAAUACAUGAAUUGUUUCUGUGAUGUGACAGAAACUAUCACUCAUUUUGAGUGAUAGUUAUAUCUCAACUUUUAGUUGUGAUUGUUGAGAUAGUUGAGUUGAGAUUGUUUUGUCUCGGCUUUUAGCUGAUGCGACAUACACAAUCACACAUACCAAACGUUGUAUUCUACAAUGCAUCAAAUUCGACAAUACAUGUAUAAUAUUAUACAUGCAUUCUCAACAAUACAUCUAUUUAACAAUCGCAAUUUCCAAACGACCCUACAUUGCAAAAUGGCUCAUAAAAAUAAUUCUUUGAACUCGAAAAAAGGAUAACAGAGGCAUAUAGGAUACCACAUGAUUUAAUAUAGGCAAAAUAUACUUGUAUAACCAUAACUAUUCGCUCGUUGUGACAAUAAUAACCACAUUUUGAAAAAAUACACAUAUAUAGCUAUUUUUUUUCAAAUUUGUUUGGAAAGUAUAGUCAUUUUCGUUACAAACUUUAACAUCGUCACCGACUCGCCGUAAAUAACAUCUAUGCAUGAAAUUCAAACAAGUCAUAUUAAACUACUAUCCUUCCUAGUUCCUGCUGAUACAACUGGAUCAAUGAUUGGUCGACGUGUGAAAUUUUCGUUUGAGAAAUAACAUAAAAUGAUUGUUGUUCACCAGUAACGUGUUCAUGCAUAUUUUACGCAUGCAUGGUACCGACAAGAGCUAAUAAAUUUUAGCAUGCUCCAGCUAAUUAAAUAGUUGUUUAGCAGCUUAUUAAAUCCCGGGGGCCCGGUUGCUUGUUGGUACAGACAAAAUAGACGGACCAAAAAGGCCCAGAACCCAGCUAAUAGGUUACGGCGGCCCAACCCUAGAUUCCAAAUAAAUUGGGCUGAAUACAAAUCUCUCCAUUAUUAUUAUGGUAUCUUUUUUCUUUUGUAGAAUAUUAUGGUAUCUUUGAAUCGAGAGUUUAAUUAGAGGUGACAUUAGGUAGGGCUGGUUAUUUGGUCCCGGACUGUUUGGUUUUACCCGAAACCGGAUCGUAUAAUCCGGACCGGGACCGGACUGGGACCGGAUAGCAAACAAUGCAAUCUCAUAUUCGGGUUUAGAUUUGAGGUAAAAAAACUGGAUAAACACCGGAUAAGAGACCCCCAACACCUAAAAUCAAGAUAAAAUUGGGACCGGACCGGAUCAAGACCGGACUGUAUCCAAUCUUUGGUCCUUAUAUUCCCGAAAAGACCGAACUGAGACCGGAUCAAUUUGGUCCAAUUUAACCGGACCGGACCGUAUAGCCACCCCUAACAUUAGGGGCAGAAAGAGAGGCCUUGUCGUCAUUAAUACUCGUUUCCAAAUGAAGAAAGGAAGAGCAUAGAAAUCCAUCUUACAUCUCCUCCUCCCAGCAGCCUUCCAUUUUUGGUGAUUUUGCCAUCUUGCAAAAAAUGUGAAAAGAAUAAUGAAUGCUAACCACCCCAUGUUAUCAUAAAUGGCAAUUUUCAUGGAGGGAACAAAAAUGGGCCUAGGAAAUUUAAAGAGGAUGAUAAUUGCAGAGAGAGAUUGGGAUGGAGUAGAGUUCAAAUGGUUGUCCGAUACUCCCGAUUCUAUGGUUAUUGUCGCGUUAUUGGUUCGGACGUUGAUGAUAUAGAGAGAUACAGAUUGAGAACACGUUCGGUUGGUCAUAUACUUCUCGUUUGGUUAAGGUACUUAUAAGACUCGUACGAAGAAAGUUUUGAAUAUUAAUCCAUUCGUUAAUCCAUUUGACUGUUCACAAUCGAUUUUGUGUAUUGAAUACUAUUGAUCCAUCUUUUCCUCAACCCGCCCAAGAAAAGCCAAGCCCACAAUGAUGAUGUCCGCACCACAUAAAAACCCGUUCUGUUCAUCACAUAAAUCCAGGAAAGAAAAAGACACAGAAAAGAAGAAAACAAAAGGCAGUACAGUACAGCAGAAUAUUUUAAUUGUUUAUUCUUUUAUUAAUCGUAUAAUAAAUAAAUAAAUAAAUGGGGGCAGUCAGCCAGUCACAGGCAGCAGCACAAAACCUUGAUGCCCUCCGUCCCUCAUCUCCCGCCACGUGUAAGAAUCGACGGAUGGGGAUCCAUCCUUUCCCUCCAAAAAUUUCUCUGUCUCACUCCACUCCGGCACUCCGUCGCCAUAAAAACUUUUCCUUUCUCUCUUUCAUUCUCAAUUCUUCUCCGUGUAGCGCCCUGUUCGGCCAGACUAUAAAUAGAGCGAGCCAGUGCUGUUGAAGCAGUCACUGUGUCACACUCGCUCACUCACUAUUCUUCUGCUCCCUCCUCCUCCUGCUCUCACUCCUAUCCAACCACGCGCUCACAUAAACAACAUAUAUAAUAAGUGGAAGAAUAGAAAACGAUUUCAUCCUUCCUCGGAAAGAAUGAACAUGGAAGAAUCGGCGGCGUUGGCGGCGGCGGGGAGUGACAGCAGUGGUAAUAAUGGGGUGGUGAAAUCGCGGUUCAAGAGGGUCUGUGUUUUCUGCGGGAGCAGUGUUGGGAAGAGAAACUGCUACAAGGAUGCCGCCAUUGAUCUUGCUGAGGAGCUGGUGGCGAGGAGGUUGGAUCUCGUCUAUGGCGGCGGGAGUAUUGGGCUGAUGGGGUUGGUUUCUCAAGCUGUGCACCGCGGUGGAGGCAAUGUUCUCGGGAUCAUACCCAGGACCUUGAUGUGCAAGGAGAUCACUGGUGAAACAGUUGGAGAGGUGAGGCCAGUAGCCGACAUGCAUCAAAGGAAAGCAGAAAUGGCCCGCCAAUCUGAUUGUUUCAUCGCCCUACCAGGUGGGUACGGGACCCUGGAAGAGGUGCUGGAAGUAAUCACUUGGGCUCAGCUUGGGAUCCAUGACAAGCCAGUGGGUUUGCUAAAUGUGGAUGGCUACUACGACAACCUCCUUACCUUCAUUGACAAAGCUGUGGACGAUGGCUUCAUCCAGCCAUUUCAGAGGAACAUAUUUGUCUCAGCUCCUAAUGCCAAGGAGCUAGUUCAGAAGCUUGAGGAGUACGUGCCAGUGAAAGAUGGAGUCAUUGCCAAGGAAAGGUGGGAAGUUGAGCUGCAGCAGCAACCACCACAACAGCAACAACAGGUGGGGUUCAAUGCUACUUCUACUCCUGCUACCACCAUCACUACUACCACUUUGCAGCAGACCGAGAUAGCUCUAUGAAUGCAAAAGGAAGGGCAGGUUUAGGGGGGACGGAAUUAAUGGAUGGAAAGAAAUGAAUAGUUAGGGGGAAAGGUGGGGGUUAGGCCUUUUUCUCUUUUGCUUUCUAGUCUGAUUUUGGGGUCAGAGUUGAGACCACCCAUUAUGGGUAUGGUGGUGUGGUUUGAACUUUUGAUUGAAUGACUUGGCUAAAAGAAAAAGUGAAGACUUUCUGUUUUUUUUCUUCUUCAUUUUAGUACAUGUACUGGCUAAUGAUGGAAGAAUAGGAAUAUGGUUAACUACAAUGAUCCAAGGAUUACCUCAGAUUAAGCUCUCUUUUGUAAUUGGAAAGUUCCUUUUGGGUGGUAUCAAUAUGUACAAAACAUAAGUGUUUUAUUGUCAUUAUUAUAAUGUAGGAUUCAUGAAAAAGCCAUAACCUAGAACUCCUUUGUCUUUUGCCUUUAUUUUUUUGUUUCUGCUGUAGUGCCAGGAACCGUUAUUUGAUUGGUGCAAAGCUUGGAGAGAACAUUAGUGGUAAAUAAUUAGAAGCUACUAGAGGUGAGAACGAGGCAUUGGUCAUUUUACCUCUUUGGUGAAUGUAUGACAGAAAGGGCAGCCUGGUUUUGUUUUUGGGAUGAUAUUUUGAUCAGCCUGCCUGGUAGUGUACUGUUACAGCUCAUUUGCAGGGACAAUGGCCAUGGCAGGUCUUUUUUUGUUGUUAGUUUGAACUUUGAACUGUAGCUGGCCUGGGGGCAGAUUACCCCUUGAGGCUGUUUUAUAUUUGUGCUUUCCCUGUUAAAAGCACUGUACAUAGUGCAGAGAGAGAGAGAGAGAGAGAGAGAGAGAGAGAGAGAAGAGGAGGAGAGAGAGAGAGAGAGAGAAUGAAUGAUGAAUGGUCUGGUGACAAAAAGAAAGAAAAGGGAGGGGCUGGGUGACUCAUCAUGGUGAUGACCUUACCUAACACAAAAAGAGAGAGAAAAUCAAGCCUGGUGUUUUUUCAAGAAUUUGCCAUACUUGAAGCCUGAAGGGUUACUUGUCCAUCUUCACCCACCUCCACUAUGGAUCUUCAUCUUCCACCACUGAGCUUCUUCUGGGCCUCUCUUCCCUCCAUUUGGGAAAUAUUGAUAAUGGGUUUUCAUGCAUGUCUAUCCCUAAUUUGCUGGAAGUUGUAUGUAGGGUAUGUUGAUACUAGUAUAUAUUAUCCAUCCAAGGUGGAAAUCAAAAUGUGGUAGAUUCUCCUUGGCCUAAAUCAGCUGUGCAAAACUCCUAACUAGGGUUGGGGAUGUGAAUUGUUUGCUAGCACUACUUCGAGUUUCUUUUCAAGCCAACUCCAUUGAUCAGGCCGUUACAAUUUGUAUGCACUAACAGAUCGAUCUGUAAAUUGUGAAUUGAUAUAGAAUGGUCACACCUCGUAUCAUCACCAUCUGCUUUCUCACACAAAAUAUCUAGAUCAGCAUGUCAGUUCGUCAAAAUUGUUAACACAAGAUCACGCACAAUACACAAUUAUGGUAUGG
Molecule: messenger RNA, 5836 nt
Organism: Linum trigynum
Lineage: Eukaryota; Viridiplantae; Streptophyta; Magnoliopsida; Malpighiales; Linaceae
Source: the annotation of a GenBank genome assembly